UCUAUGGUAUGCCAGCAAAAACAAUAUAAAAUGCUUGAAAUAACGAAUAAUUGGAGUCAUAUAUGUAAAAGGCCUUUAUUAAACAACAAACAUAGUUUUCCAAACACCUCCUUUUCUGCCUCGUCCUCAACUAUUAAUCAUCCUGCCAAAGAUGCAAGAAUUUCCAGCGGUAGCUCUUGGUGUGCUCCUGCUGCAAAUGGCACUCAUUAUCUUGAACUGAAUUUUGAAACACUAUAUGCAAUCAACACUAUCGUCAUCUUUGGUGAUAGUGUAAGCCCAAGUUGGGUAUCUAGCUUUUACCUAAACGCUACAUCUGAUUUAAUAAACUGGGAAUCAGUUUUUUACCAAAAUUCACAAAAGGUUUUUCCAGGCAACAAAAAUGCUUACAAUGACGCUGCUAUCUCAAACAUCACAGGUGGUAUUAGAACGAGAGCUUUACGGAUUAUUCCGUUGAGUUACACUGGUCAACCAUGUUUACGAACUGAAGUUUGUGGUGGAGAAUUGCAUCUAAACAGCCCGACCAAUCUCCAUGUCAAUUCAACCGCUUCAAGAUACGUUACAAUAUCCUGGGUAGACCCACAAAACGUUGCAGUAUCUCUCAGUACAGGCCUCAAAAAUCCUCUGACAAAUUUUAAGUUUAUUUUGAGGAAAAAAACAAUGGUGAUCUUUAACUUUGUUGAGCAAGCCAAUGUUAGUAGACCUUACAAGUUGAGCAAUCUUAUUCCUAACACAAUGUACACAGUUGAAAUAUUCGCUGGAAACUCGGAAGGCUUUGGAGAUCCAGCAAAUGCUUCUUUUCACACAAAUGAAGAUGUUCCUGAUGGUCCUCCUUUAAAUGUAACAGUCGCUGUUGUUAAUAGUUCAUCGUUAUCAAUCACGUGGAAGCCACCUGAUAUAAGCAAGAGAAAUGGGAAAAUUAUCAAUUACACAAUUUGUAUUACACGAUGGAAGAAUGGGACGUGUUCAGGAAACUUUACUACGAAAAACCAAAAUUUUAUUGUAAAUGACUUGAAACCAGCAACAACGUACUACAUCAGCAUUUUGGCCAGUACUAUAAUUGGUCGAGGAAAUUACAGUGAAAAUGAAAUUGCAAUAACAAAUGAAUUGCAGCCAGAAAAGCCUACUAAUUUUACGGAAGAAACGUUGACGUUUUCUUUAAAGAUUCCUGUUCAAGAAUAUGAAUUCUUCUAUAUUAUUGCCAUGGAAGGAGAUGAAAAAAAUCCCCCUCCACCUUCUAACUUCAGCAAUGAAGACUUAAUAAGGUAUUCCACGCGCUCACAACCAAAGCUUUACAUUGCUGCCGUGCUUAAAGUCAGCGGUGUUGACAUGUUCGUGUUUAUACUUGGUGAUGGCUCAAAUUCAAGUAUUUCAAAUCCACGAACACGACGAUCUACAGAUAGAGAUUAUAAUAAUCGUCCUCUAAGCCCCGAUACUACUUAUCGAAUUUUCCAGCGAGUUAUUGUGAAUGAUAUGGGUGUUUAUUAUUCAACUGAUUGGAGUUACGCCGCAAGGACUGGGCCUUCAAGAUCUGGAUACACAACACUGCGUCCUUUAAGAUCUGCAUACACAACACUGCGUCCUUCAAGAUCUGCAUACACAACACUACGUCCUUCAAGAUCUGCACAUACAACACUACGUCCUUCAAGAUCUGCACAUACAACACUACGUUCAACUUCUAAUUCGUUAAAGUGCAACAAAGAAGACGGAAAGUUUUUACCGAUUGUCAUUGCCCUGGCUAUUUGUUUACUAUUGUCACUGACCGUUAACAUUUAUCAGUUAUGUUAUCGUCGUAAAAAUAUAUCAAAUAAAGAUGAAAAUCAUGAUAAUAAAAAGCGACCAACAAAUGUUUAUGAUGGUUCUGAUAUCCAUGACAAUAGUUAUGAACAUGUUGACGGCGACCAAUCCUCAUACAUGUCGCUGAAAAGCACUGGAAGAAAUGAAGACGACCAUGUAUACUGUCAUUUAAAUGAAGUUAGCAAGAACGAAAGCAUUAUGUAAUGUAUGUUGUUCGCAUUUAUCCAUAUUUCUUUAGAGUAAUUUUCUGUAAUUUUCAUUGAUAUUUUGAUUUCUGUAACCAUUGUAUGUGUUUUUAUUUAGAACAUUUCAACUCAUUACUAGGGUAGUACAAAUUUAAGCAGGCUAAAAACUAAUUGAUUUAUUUGAAAUACAUUUGUGUUGAUAUCUAGACUA
Messenger RNA from Xenia sp. Carnegie-2017, 2190 nucleotides. Its product is annotated as receptor-type tyrosine-protein phosphatase T-like. Bases 4 to 1998 code for a protein of 664 amino acids. The record is from RefSeq and is a predicted model, not a curated record. Gene Ontology annotation, molecular function: protein binding. The transcript has 9 exons. NCBI's taxonomy places the organism in Eukaryota, Metazoa, Cnidaria, Anthozoa, Malacalcyonacea, Xeniidae.